UUAUUCUUUGAGAUUUAUUUUCGGUUUGGAAUUGAACGAGUACAAAAUUGAAUUCUUUGCGGUGUGAAUUGUGGACAAUUUACUAAGAGAGAGCUGACAACAAUAACAAUAACAAAAUGACGACGGACAUUUCAAUUGUUCGAUGGGACCCCAGCCAGGGUCCUGGCAACGAAUAUAUCGAUGAAUACGAAUACGAUGGCGGCAACUCCAGUUCGCGACUGUUCGAGAGGUCGCGCAUCAAGGCGCUCGCCGAGGAGCGCGAGAGCGUACAGAAGAAGACAUUCACCAAGUGGGUGAAUUCGCAUCUGUGUCGCGUCAAUUGUCGCAUCGCCGAUCUCUAUGUGGAUAUGCGCGAUGGCAAGCAUUUAAUCAAGCUGCUCGAGGUGCUAUCCGGCGAACGUCUGCCCAAGCCGACCAAGGGAAAGAUGCGCAUCCACUGCCUGGAGAAUGUCGAUAAGGCACUCCAAUUUCUUCGCGAACAGCGCGUCCAUCUCGAGAACAUUGGCUCCCACGAUAUUGUUGAUGGCAAUGCCUCACUCAAUCUCGGCCUCAUCUGGACAAUUAUCUUGCGCUUCCAGAUACAAGAUAUCACAAUUGAGGAGGUGGACAACAAGGAGACAAAGUCGGCGAAGGAUGCAUUGCUGCUGUGGUGCCAGAUGAAGACCGCUGGCUAUCAUAAUGUGAAUGUGCGAAACUUUACGACAUCAUGGCGCGAUGGAUUGGCCUUCAAUGCGAUCAUACACAAACACCGUCCAGAUCUGGUGCAGUUCGAGAAGCUGUCGAAAACGAAUGCCAUACACAAUCUGAACAAUGCAUUCGAUGUCGCCGAGGAUAAGCUCGGUUUGGCCAAGCUGCUCGAUGCCGAGGAUGUUUUCGUUGAGCAUCCCGACGAGAAAUCGAUAAUUACGUAUGUGGUCACAUACUAUCACUACUUCAGCAAACUGAAGCAGGAGACGGUACAGGGCAAGCGUAUUGGCAAGGUGGUCGGUAUUGCAAUGGAGAACGAUAAGAUGAUUCACGACUAUGAGCACUUCACCAGCGAUCUGCUCAAAUGGAUCGAGACGACGAUAGAGUCGCUGGGCGAACGUGAGUUUGCCAACUCAUUGGUCGGUGUUCAGGGACAAUUGGCGCAAUUCUCCAAUUAUCGUACCAUCGAGAAGCCACCGAAAUUCGUUGAGAAGGGCAACCUGGAGGUGUUGCUGUUCACCCUCCAAUCGAAGAUGCGCGCCAAUAAUCAGAAACCCUAUACGCCCAAGGAGGGCAAAAUGAUAUCGGACAUAAAUAAGGCCUGGGAGCGUCUGGAGAAGGCCGAGCACGAGCGUGAGCUGGCGCUGCGCGAGGAGCUCAUACGCCAGGAGAAACUGGAACAGUUGGCAGCCCGUUUCGAUCGCAAGGCAUCCAUGCGUGAGACGUGGCUAUCCGAGAAUCAGCGUCUCGUCAGCCAGGAUAACUUUGGAUUCGAUUUGGCCGCAGUUGAAGCGGCUGCCAAGAAGCACGAAGCCAUCGAAACGGACAUCUUUGCGUAUGAGGAGCGUGUCGAGGCUGUUGUUGCUGUUUGCGAUGAGCUCGAAUCGGAGCGCUAUCACGAUGUGAAGCGCAUCCUGUUGCGCAAGGAUAACGUGAAGCGUCUCUGGAUGUAUCUGUUGGAGUUGCUGCGAGCGCGUCGCAUGCGUUUGGAGAUCUCGUUGCAGCUGCAACAGAACUUCCAGGAGAUGCUCUACAUUCUGGACAACAUGGAGGAGAUUAAGCAACUCCUCAUGACUGACGACUAUGGCAAGCAUCUGAUGGGCGUCGAGGAUCUGUUGCAGAAGCACUCGCUGGUCGAGGCCGACAUCAAUAUACUGGGCGAACGUGUCAAGGUCGUUGUGCAGAACUCACAGAAGUUCCUCAGCGACGAUCCCGAAUCGUAUAAGCCAUGCGAUCCCGAGAUUAUUGUAUCGCGCGUCCAACAGCUGGAGGAUGCGUACGCGGAACUGGUGCGUCUGGCUGUGGAGCGACGCAGUCGCCUUGAGGAGAGCCGCAAACUGUGGCAAUUCUAUUGGGACACCGCCGACGAGGAGAACUGGAUCAAGGAGAAGGAGCAGAUCGUCUCAACGGAUGAAAUUGGUCACGAUCUGACCACCGUCAAUCUGUUGCUGAGCAAGCAUAAGGCACUCGAAUCGGAGAUCACAUCGCACGAUCCACAACUGCAGAAUGUGGCCAAGGUGGGUGCCGAGCUGAUCACCGAGGGUCACUUUGGGGCCGAUCGCAUCAAGGAUCGCCUCAAGGAGAUCCUAUCCAAAUGGGAUCAUCUGCUCGAUCUGACCAAGUAUCGCCGUCAGCGUCUGGAGAAUGCCGUCGAAUACUUCCAACUGUUUGCCGAUGCCGAUGACGUGGACAACUGGAUGUUGGAUACGCUGCGUAUUGUCUCCAGUGAGGAUGUGGGUCGCGACGAAGCCAAUGUCCAAUCGCUGCUCAAGAAGCACAAGGAUGUCGCCGAAGAGCUGAAGAACUAUGCCGAGGUCAUCGAUGCCCUGCACAAACAGGCCGACACCCUCAAGCUCAACGAGCCGGAGAAGGCAAGUGUGGACAAGCGACUGGAGGCGAUCGAUUCACGUUACAAGGAGCUCACCGAACUGGCCAAGUUACGCAAACAGCGUCUCCUCGACGCACUCAGCCUGUACAAGCUGAUGUCGGAGGCGGAUGGCGUCGAGCAAUGGAUCAAGGAGAAGACCAAGAUGUUGGACACCAUGGUGCCCGGCAAAGAUAUCGAGGAUGUUGAGAUUAUGAAGCAUCGCUUCGAGGGCUUCGACAAGGAAAUGAAUGCAAAUGCUUCCCGCGUUGCCGUCGUCAAUCAACUUGCCCGGCAGCUGCUCCACGUCGAGCAUCCUAAUUCCGAUGAGAUUCUCGAUAGGCAGAAUCAUCUCAACCAGGAGUGGUCGACGCUGCGCGAGAAGGCCGAGGCCAAGAUGGAUGACCUGAAGUCCGCCCACGGUGUACAGACCUUCUACAUUGAAUGCCGCGAGACUAUCUCUUGGAUCGAGGACAAGAAACGCAUCCUCACCGAAACCGACAGCCUGGAGAUGGAUCUAACUGGUGUGAUGACACUGCAGCGUCGUCUAAGCGGCAUGGAUCGUGAUCUGGCCGCAAUUCAGGCGAAAUUGUCGAGCUUGGGUCGCGAGGCAGACAGCAUUGAGGUGGAGCAUCCGGAGGAGGCGCAGCUAAUCCGUGAGCGUAUCGCACAAAUCGAACUCAUUUGGGAGCAGCUGACACAGAUGCUGAAGGAGCGCGACUCUAAGCUGGAGGAGGCUGGCGAUUUGCAUCGCUUCCUGCGCGAUCUCGAUCACUUCCAGAUCUGGCUAACCAAGACCCAGACGGAUGUCGCCUCAGAGGACACGCCCACAUCACUGCCGGAAGCCGAGAAGCUGCUCAAUCAGCAUCAAUCCAUACGCGAGGAGAUCGACAAUUAUACCGAAGAUUACAAGUCCAUGAUGGAGUACGGCGAACGUUUGACUUCCGAGGGCAACACAUCCGAGGAUCCGCAGUAUAUGUUCCUCCGCGAACGCUUGAACGCCCUCAAGGAUGGCUGGGAGGAGCUGCAUCAGAUGUGGGAGAAUCGUCAGGUGUUGCUCUCGCAGAGUCUCGAUCAGCAGCUCUUCAAUCGGGAUGCACGCCAGACCGAAGUGUUGCUCAGCCAGCAGGAGCACUUCCUUAGCAAGGACGACACACCGGUCAAUCUGGAACAGGCCGAGAAUCAAUUGAAGCGUCACGAAGCCUUCCUCACCACCAUGGAGGCCAACGAUGACAAGAUCAAUACGCUGCUUCAAGUGGCCGACACCCUCGUCGAGAAGGAGCACUUUGAUGCCGACAAGAUUGGCAAACGGGCCGAGAAUAUCACUGGACGACGUGAUGAUAAUCGCCAGCGGGCGCUCGAUCAGCAUGAGAAGCUGAAGAAUCAGGUGAAACUGCACGAGUUCCUCCAGGAUUUGGAGGAACUGGCCGAAUGGGUGCAGGAGAAGUAUGUUACAUCCCAGGAUGAGACCUAUCGCAGCGCAAAGACAAUUCACUCCAAGUGGACCCGGCAUCAGGCAUUCGAGGCUGAGAUUGCCGCCAAUAAGGAGCGCCUCUAUGAGGCCGAAAAGUCCGCCCAGGAGCUGUCGAAGGAGAAGCCCGAAUUCAAGGAUGUCAUCGAGCCCAAGCUCAAGGAGCUGGCCAAGCAAUUCGAUGAUCUUGAGGUGCACACCAAGGAGAAGGGCGCCCUGCUCUUCGAUGCUAAUCGCGAGGUGCUCGUCCAGCAGACCUGCGACGACAUCGACUCGUAUAUUACAGACCUUGAGCGGCAGAUUGUUAGUGGUGAUACCGCCAACGAUUUGACCUCGGUGAAUAUCCUGAUGCAGAAGCAACAGGUUAUCCAGACACAGAUGGCGGUGAAGGCGCGUCAAGUCGAAGAGAUUGACAAACAGACCGAAUAUCUACAGAAGACGGUGCCCGAGGAGAAGAUCGAACCGAUUGUGGUGAAGAAGACGGCCGUUUUGGAGCGCUUUGAGAAGAUCAAGGCGCCGCUGUUGGAGCGUCAGAAGCAGCUGGAGAAGAAGAAGGAGGCAUUCCAGUUCUGUCGCGAUGUCGAGGACGAGAAGCUCUGGAUCGAUGAGAAGUUGCCGGUGGCCAACUCAUCCGACUACGGCAACUCUCUGUUCAAUGUUCAUGUACUCAAGAAGAAGAACCAAUCGCUGGCCACUGAAAUUGAUAACCAUGAGCCGCGCAUCAAUGCCAUCUGCAACAAUGGACGCAAACUGAUCGAUGAGGGUCACGAGGAUGCCAAGAAAUUUGAGGCGCUGAUCAGCGAUUUGACUGCCAAGUGGCAGGAGCUCAAGGAUGCCAUCGAUAAUCGCAAGAAGCAUCUGCUCGAAUCGGAGAAGGUGCAACAGUAUUUCUUCGAUGCACAGGAGGCCGAAUCGUGGAUGAGCGAACAGGAGCUCUACAUGAUGGUCGAGGAUCGCGGCAAGGAUGAGAUUAGCGCACAGAAUCUAAUGAAGAAGCACGAGAAUCUGGAGCAAUCUGUCGAGGACUAUGCGAACACCAUUCGCCAGCUGGGCGAGGUGGCGCGCCAAUUUAGCAGCGAUGAUGUGUCCAGCGGUGAUGCCGUCGCCGUCAAGCAAUCCCAACUGGACAAACUGUAUGCCGGUCUCAAGGAUCUGGCAGGUGAGCGUCGUGCCCGCCUCAAUGAGGCUCUCCAACUGUUCAUGCUUAGCCGCGAGGUCGAUGAUCUGGAGCAAUGGAUAACCGAUCGCGAAGUGGUCGCCGGCUCCCAGGAGCUGGGCCAGGAUUACGAUCAUGUCACACUCCUCUCGGAGCGCUUCAAUGAGUUCGCCCGCGACACAGAGGCUGUUGGCGGAGAGCGUGUGGCCAAGGUGAAUGGCAUUGCUGAUAAUCUGAUACAGGCCGGACACUCGGACUCGGCCACCAUUGCCGAGUGGAAGGAUAGCCUGAACGAGUCGUGGCAGGAUCUGCUCGAGCUGAUUGAGACACGCACCCAAAUGCUGGCCGCCUCGCGGGAACUGCACAAAUUCUUCCAUGACUGCAAGGAUGUGCUUGGCCGCAUUCUGGAGAAGCAGCACGGCGUCUCCGAUGAGCUGGGUCGCGAUGCUGGAUCUGUGUCGACGCUGCAGCGCAAGCAUUACAAUUUCCUGCAGGAUCUGACCACGCUGUACUCGCAGGUACAGCAAAUCCAGGAGGAGUCCGCCAAGCUGCAGGACGCCUAUGCCGGCGACAAGGCCAAGGAGAUCACCAAUCGGGAACAGGAGGUCCUCCAUGCCUGGGACAAUCUGCAGGCUAUGUGCGAUGCACGCAAACAGAAGCUGGCCGACACUGGUGAUCUGUUCCGUUUCUUCAAUAUGGUACGCAUACUCACCAUCUGGAUGGAGGAUCUGGUGCGCCAGAUGAACACCUCGGAGAAGCCGCGCGAUGUCUCCGGCGUCGAGUUGCUGAUGAAUAACCAUCAGAGUCUGAAGGCCGAGAUCGAUACUCGCGAGGAUAACUUUAGCGCCUGCAUAUCCCUGGGCAAGGAGCUGCUUACUCGCAAUCAUUACGCAUCCGCUGACAUCAAGGAUCGCCUGAAGUCGCUGAACAACAGCCGCAAUGCGCUACUCUUGCGCUGGGCGGAGCGAUGGGAGAACCUUCAGCUGAUCCUGGAGGUCUAUCAGUUUGCCAGAGAUGCUGCCGUUGCCGAGGCUUGGCUUAUUGCCCAGGAGCCGUACCUGCUGUCCUCCGAGCUGGGACACACCAUUGACGAAGUGGAGAAUCUGAUUAAGAAGCAUGAGGCAUUCGAAAAGUCGGCUGCCGCUCAGGAGGAGCGCUUUAGUGCACUUGAGCGUUUGACAACAUUUGAGCUUAAGGAAAUGAAGAGGCGCCAGGAGAUGGCGGAGGAGGCGGAACGACAUCGCAUCAAGGAGGAGCAGGAGGCUAAAGCUGCAUCCGAGGCGGCGGAGCUGGCCAAGCGUGAGGCUGAGCGACGCGACGAUGUUGAUGUGGGCGUUUCCCAUGACGAAGCAGAGCGUGGCGCCACACCAGCUUCUGGAGAUGGUCAGGAGGGUUAUGUGACACGAAAGCAUGAGUGGGAGUCGGCCACCAAGAAGGCAUCCAACCGAUCUUGGGAUAAGGUUUAUAUGGCUGCACGAGCCGGACGCGUUUCGUUCUUCAAAGAUCAGAAGGGUUAUAAGAGUAAUCCCGAAUUGACCUUCCGCGGCGAGCCCAGCUAUGAUCUGCAAGGUGCUGCCAUUGAAAUUGCCAGUGAUUACACCAAGAAGAAGCACGUGCUGCGAGUGAAGCUUGCCAGUGGGGCUGAGUUCUUGAUGCAAGCCCAUGAUGAUAACGAGAUGUCACAGUGGGUGUCCGCCCUGAAAGCCCAGAGUGAAUCGGCAGCUGUUGCGGCGAGCAGAUCCCAGACUCUGCCAGCCACUUCACAAAAGGACGAACCAAAGCGCAGAUCGUUUUUUACUUUAAAGAAAAAGUAAAUUGAAUUAUAUAGAGCAGCUAAUUAAAACAAACAAAAAAGAAAAAGAAAAAAAAAAAUUUAAAACAAAUACAAAAAAAUACAUAUAUAUUUUUUUCAUAUAUUUAAUGCAAAACUUAUUUCAUAAAAAAGCAAAAAACAAAAACAAAAAACUUGCAAGAGAAACAAGCAAAAAGUAAACGUAAACAAUUAUUAUGCUUAUCAAAUUUGCACGAUAAAUACUGCUAUUAUUGAUUAAACGUAUGUAUCUUAUUUAUUUAAACAAAUACAAAGUAAUAUAAAGAUAAAAAAAACAAAACAACAACAACAAAAAACAAAUUGAGAACAACUCGUGUAUGCAUUUCAAUGUAUUCGAUAAAUAAACGAAUUAUUCCUCUAAAGUA
This is a messenger RNA of Drosophila grimshawi, 7374 nucleotides long. It is a transcript of the gene beta-Spec, whose product is annotated as spectrin beta chain. Gene Ontology annotation, cellular component: cell junction; cortical actin cytoskeleton; plasma membrane. Gene Ontology annotation, molecular function: actin filament binding; structural constituent of cytoskeleton; phospholipid binding. Bases 117 to 6992 code for a protein of 2291 amino acids. The transcript is spliced from 7 exons. The record is from RefSeq and is a predicted model, not a curated record. Lineage: Eukaryota; Metazoa; Arthropoda; Insecta; Diptera; Drosophilidae. Gene Ontology annotation, biological process: neuron development; actin cytoskeleton organization.